AAGCUGGGACUUGCUGAGCAGCACACUGCAGCACACUGUAGCUGGGCUGCACGGCCACCUCAGGACCAGUCAACACUUCCAGUCCCCAGAAUGAAGCUCAUCAUAGGCAUUGGAGGGGUGACCAACGGUGGGAAGACCACCCUGACCAACAGCCUCCUCAAGGCACUGCCCAACUGCUGCGUGAUCCAUCAGGAUGACUUCUUCAAGCCCCAGGACCAAAUAGCAGUCGGGGAGGACGGCUUCAAACAGUGGGACGUGCUUGAGUCCCUGGACAUGGAGGCCAUGCUUAGCACGGUGCAGGCCUGGGUGAAGGAUCCACACAAGUUUGCGCGUGCUCACGGCGUCAGCCUGCAGCCAAGUGCCUCGGACACCCACAUACUCCUCCUGGAGGGUUUCCUACUGUACAGCUACAAGCCCCUGGUGGACUUGUACAGCCAACGCUACUUCCUGACCGUGCCGUAUGAGGAAUGCAAGCAGAGGAGAAGAAGUCGUACUUACAUGGUCCCCGAUCCUCCUGGCCUGUUUGAUGGUCACGUGUGGCCCAUGUACCAGAAGUAUAAACGGGAGAUGGAGCAGGAUGGGGUGGAAGUGGUCUAUUUAGAUGGCACGAAGUCCCGGGAGGGACUCUUCCGUGAAGUUCUGGAGGAUGUUCAGAACAGACUGCUUAACACAUCCUAGCAAGACGCAGGUCCUGGGUGCGACUGCAGACACAGGACAGUGGAGUCUGAGAUUUUCUGGCUGGAUGCAGUGGCUCUUUGCCUCUAGGGAAUCUGUACAUAGGAGAGUAUGUCCCCACACAUGUGCAAUGGACAUGGACACCUUGAGACGUUAUAGCACCUCAACAUUAAAGUGAACUCUGUUUUCUAACCUGA
Molecule: messenger RNA, 872 nt
Organism: Mastomys coucha (southern multimammate mouse)
Lineage: Eukaryota; Metazoa; Chordata; Mammalia; Rodentia; Muridae
Gene: Nmrk2
Product: nicotinamide riboside kinase 2
Exons: 7
Coding region: 91-678 (195 amino acids)
Cellular component (GO): cytoplasm
Source: RefSeq, a predicted model, not a curated record